AUGCAGCUUGUUGCAGCCUGUUCUGGAAUACCGGCAGAGAAACUGGAGGCCCGCUACAGGCUGGAGGCAGAAGCAAAUGACUUUAGUGACAACCUCUUCGAUGAGAAGGAUUUGCCGGUGCUUGAGGAGGAUGUUGACGCGGUUGAGGCAUGCGAGGCUGAGUUGUCAGAGGAUAGAACUGAGACAGGAUUCAAGAGCGUGCUGAAGGAAAUCAACGAAGUCGCAGCCGCAGAGGCCAAUGGUGAGCAGGAGGCCGCUGACAUGCCUGACCCGGAUUUGGGUCUUCCUGAUGGAGAGCAGCUGAUUGCGUUGACUUCGCUGGACGUGUCACAAGAUGAUCAAGAACCCGACAAGGCUUGCAAAACUAU
This is a messenger RNA of Durusdinium trenchii, 368 nucleotides long. The record is from the annotation of a GenBank genome assembly. NCBI's taxonomy places the organism in Eukaryota, Dinophyceae, Suessiales, Symbiodiniaceae.